GUCCUGCUAGUGAUUUUUUGUAUAUUUAGACUGGGGGAGUUCAGAGAGAAAAAGCAAAGCAAAGAGAAACAAAAGAAGCUCCCCAUUGUGUUCAUCCAUGGCUUCUAAGCUUCUUUUGAUUGCAGUCUUCGUUCUUGAUCUUAUCGCUUUUGGUUUAGCUGUUGCAGCUGAGCAAAGAAGAAGCACCGCCAGGAUUGUGCGGGACAAUGAAAUUAAUUACAACUAUUGUGUAUAUGACUCGGACAUAGCCACUGGCUAUGGUGUUGGUGCAUUUUUGUUCCUUAUGGCUAGCCAAGCCCUUAUAACGGUAGCCACCCAAUGCUUCUGCUGUGGAAAGGCUUUGAACCCUACUGGUUCUAGGGCAUGGGCAGUCAUCCUUUUCAUUGUUUGCUGGUUGUUUUUCCUAAUAGCCGAGAUAUACCUGCUGGCCGGAUCGGUCCAGAACGCGUACCACACCAAAUAUCGGACAAUUUUCAGUGAACUGCCUCCGUCUUGUGAAACAUUGAGGAAAGGAGUGUUUGGUGCAGGGGCAGCCUUCAUUUUCUUAACAGCCAUAGUCAAUAAGUUCUACUACAUUUGCUACUCAAAUGCUAGGGAGAACAGUUUCCAGCCAUACGGUGGCGGCCGAGAGGCCGGUGUCGGCAUGGGAACUUACAAAUAAGCAAUGCCUGAAAAAGAAAACCAGGACUUCAAGUUAUUGCAGUAAUAUGUGACUACAUGAACUCUAUGAUAUCGAUUUGAUUACUUCACUGUCUGGUUUUUUGAGUUCCAUUUCAUGUUCUUAAGGGUUCUAUAUAGGCGAUAGAUCGUAUUUCAUAUUCGAUUCAUAUUAUUUUUAUUUCCUUUUCUUCCCCAAUCCAAAAUUCUGUAGAAAAUUUUGAAGUUUGUUGUAUACAAGCAAAUAACAGAAGACUGGUGUUUGUGUUCCAAUUAAUCAUGCAAUGCUAGUUAUGUGUUUUCUUGAAUGA
Hibiscus syriacus is the source of this 968-nucleotide messenger RNA. RefSeq lists its product as uncharacterized. The record is from RefSeq and is a predicted model, not a curated record. Bases 98 to 661 code for a protein of 187 amino acids. The transcript has 3 exons. Lineage: Eukaryota; Viridiplantae; Streptophyta; Magnoliopsida; Malvales; Malvaceae.